CUGAUUAGAGUGCACGGUGUGAGGCAGGCAGUCAAAGGCCUUUCUUAUCUUCUUCGACCGAAUCACACGACAAACAGCAGCACCGGCAGCAGGAGGAGAAGCAUCAGCAGCACAGGCGGCGUCAUGGAGGUGGUUGCCGCCAUUGACCAGGUCAGGUGAUUGAUUAACUCACAAGAUGCCCAUCCACCCAUCCAUCAUAGGAGCAGAUCUGCCACGAAGCGCGUUCGACAUGUGUGGUGUGGUGUACAGGGCACAGAGUCAACCAAGGUGACUUUUUAUGACCGGCGGGCCACACGGGUGUCGACGGCAAGGCGAAAACACAUGCAGGUCAAUGAAUGAAUGAAUGCUUGGAGAGAGAGAUACGUACGUAUCGCAUACUCAGGGCACUCAUCUCUCUCUGUGUGUGUGCGUGUGUGUGUGUGUCUUGGCCAUUGCCAGCUGUUCCCCAGGGCGGGCUGGGUGGAGCAUGACCCGCAGGAGAUCUUCUACCAGGUCAGGUGGACUGGAUAGACAGAGGGCCGCACAAUGAAUGCACAUACGCAUACAGAUGAUGCCACGUACGUAUAAUGCAAUGAAUGAAUGGCAUGGGUGUGUGCGUAUAUGUGACGGAUGUCAGGUCAAGGCGGCGGCCACCGAGGCCUACAACAAGAUCAGACACAAGAGGCCAACCAUCAAGGCGAUUGGUACGCCCGCCUGUCUGCCUGUCUGCCUGCCUGCCCUCUCUCCAUAUGUAUGAAUGUGUGUGCUGUGUGUGUGUGUGUGUGUAGGUUUGGCCACUCAGCGUGAGACGGUGGUGGUGUGGGACAAGCAGACGGGCAGGCCGCUGCACAACGCCAUUGUCUGGAACGACACGCGCACAGGUCACUCACCUGGGUGGGUGGAUGAGUAGAUGGUGGAUGGAUGUCCGUGUGGUCGUAUGGAUGUGGUUGGGCGGCUACAGAUUCGCUCGUUCGUGAGCUCAAGAAGAAACUGGGCGGGAGGGAAGCGCUCAGGGAAACGACGGGUGGGUACCGAUCGUAUCAACACACAUUAGAAUCAAAGAAAAGCAUAUGGAUCUGUGUGUCCGAACACACACGUGCCGUGUGUGCGUGUGUCUGCAAUACAAUACCAUACCCGCCACGCAGGUCUUCCCCUGAACAACCAGUUCAGCGCCUGUAAGGUCAUGUGGCUCAUGAAGCACAACAAACAGGUAAGGAAGGUACAUAGGCAGAGGCAGAGAGGAAGGGAGCCGAGCCAUCGACGGAUUGAUUCACCCACAGGUGCAGGAGGCCGUCACGGAUGGCCGAGCAUACGUCGGCACAAUGGUGCGCACCGCACACAGCUGCACACACAGACAGAGACACACGGCAUGGCACGGCCAGGUGUGUACCCCAUCAUGUGUAUGUGAACGUGUGUAUCCAUCAGGAUUCGUACCUGUUGUCGUGCUUGACCGGUCGCGUUUCCUCCGCGGCCGUGACCGACGUCACCAACGCUGCCAGGACACUACUCUGGGACAUACACGACAAGGUAAGGUGCCCCCAACACACCUACAGGCACAUCAAUCACAUCGAUGAAUGAAUCCAUUGUGGACUGUGGGAUGCGUGUGUGUGCGUGUGUGUGUGUGUCAGUGCUACUCGUCCAAGCUGUGCGAUCUGUUCGGCAUCCCCUCCACGGCACUGCCCAAUGUGGUCUCCAAUGUGGAACAUUUCGGGGUCAGUGAGUUGGGCAGUGAAUGGAUUCACACGCAUCCAUACUCUCCCUUCCUCUGUGUCAUGUGUGGUGUGGUGAAGGCUGUGACGGGCACGUCAACCUGUCUGGACGGCGUCCCGAUCUGUGGGUGCAUCGCCGACCAGAGCGCUGCUGCCGUCGGUCAGCGAGAGAGAGAGAGUGAAAGAGAGGGAUGGAGUGGCCGUACCAGCGUAUGAGACACAGAAGUAUGAGUGCUGGAAUGGAUGCUAUCUGUGUAUCUGUGCUGUGGUGUGGUGUGGAGGUAGGUCAGGGUAUAUUGUCGCCAGGUGGGGGUGAGGUCAAGUGUGACUUUGGCACGGGCGCCUUCAUACUCAUGAACACCGGUACCUUAGCUACCCAAUCGGCCACUUAACUUACAGACUGGAAACGCCAUCGUAUUUCGUUUGUGUGUGUGUGUGUGUGUAUAGGUGACGGCUCCCCCGUGUAUUCGCCCAGCGGCCUCCUGACCACUCCCGUCGUCCAGCUGGGGAGCGAUGGUAUGGUAUGCACACACACGCGCUUGUCCAUCUAGAUGAGAUGACCAACUGCUGUGAUCGAUCUGUCUCUCUGGUGUGCACAGCGCCCAUCCUGUGGGGUCUUGAAGGUGUGGUGCCGACGGCAGGUAUGGAAACGCCACGCCCAUCCGCACCGGUCACAUGUAUGGUGUGUCGGGGCAUUGCACGUCUGUGUAUGUGUGUAUGUGUGAGUGUCAGGCAUGGCAAUCGACUGGAUGAUCAAUCAGUUUGGCAUCAUGAAGUCGGCCGAGGAGACAGAGGAGCUGCUCAACGCUGCCAAGGACACCGGGGGCGUGGUUUUCGUGCCCGCCUUCCAGAACUACCACACACCAAGGUAACUAAGGUACCUUAACACAUCCAUCCAUCCAUCCACUGCUCCAGAUGCGCACACAUUUAGUGGAGGCAUCCACACGUCUCCCUCCCUGCGUGUGUGCCUCCCUCCAUCGGCAGGUAUUCCCGCUCGAUCAAGGGCAUGAUAAUGGGCCUCACCCAGGCCACCAAGCGGGAGCACAUCGUCCGGGCCCUCUUCGAGGCCAUCUGCUUCGAAAUGCUUGAAGUACGGCCGUCGUCAAUGUGCGACUGCCUAUGUUUAUCGGCGUGCUUGUGUGUGUCGUCAGAUUGUGGAGUGCAUGUGUCGCGACACGUCGAAGAUGCACAUUGGCGGCAUCGACAAGAUCAUGGUCAGUCAGUCCCCACAACACACACACCCACACACAACCAAUCGAGCACCCAUCUGUGUGUGUGCAUGGGAUGCAGGUAUCUGGCGGCAUGACACGGAACCGGCCCUUCCUGCAGAUGGCCUCCGACACCCUCCAGACGAGCAUCCAGCGGGGUGAGCAGGAGGCCACCUCACUCGGCGCGGCCAUCGUUGCGGGUCUGGGAUCACAAUUCUGGAAACACCAAGUAGGGGGGGAACCACAAGAUGCGCAUGAAAGAGGCAGGCGAGUCUGUGUAUGGUAUGGUGUCGUGGAAUGGAUGUGUUGUGUGCAGGAGGUUGCGUGGCUGGCGGGUCGGGGGGGCGAGCAGCUGCACCCUUCCAUCGACAUCAUGGAGUGGCAGGCAAAAUGUAUUAUCUCCAUGACCGACCGACCCCUUUAUGAUUAUCUCCUCUCAGCAAGCUGGUCUGUGUGUGUGUCCUGUGUGUGUGUAUGUGUGCAGGUGAUCGGUGGAACGAUGUCAUUCAGCGCGUGGCGGGCGGCACAGAAUCGAGGAGGUGCACACACACACACACACAUACGCCAGCCGUCCACAGUCUGUCCAUCCUUCGCGUGAUGCAUACAGGACGCCUCUGCUUAAGUCCCCGCCCCCCGAACUGAUGCACCCGGCCAACAACACCACCACCAACACGGCAGCGGCCGCCGCAGAUCAGCACAAGGAGAGGGGGCGGACAGGGAGCAGAGAGGAAACGUGGGUGAUGGACGGCAUCGACAAGUAGACAGGCAGGCAGGGACAGAGAGAGAAGGAGUUUAUUUCGUUUGCAGCCGGUAAAGGCUUGCGCCAAGGCAAGACAG
Messenger RNA from Vitrella brassicaformis, 3733 nucleotides. NCBI's taxonomy places the organism in Eukaryota, Vitrellaceae. The record is from the annotation of a GenBank genome assembly.